AUGGAGAUCAAGGAUAUGAAGGAACUCAAAUGGCCUGUUAGAAUGAGAUCACCACCCGAAUCCAGGGACAUGAACACGUACUGUGAAUUUCAUCGGGAUCAUGGGCAUACCACGGAAAACUUCGGUAACGACAAACGCCCGAGGAACGAUCGUGGUAGGGAAAGAGCCCCUGAAGCAAAGAGGGAUGGUCAACCCACUGCUGGAACUAUCAAUAUCAUCAUUGGGGGUAUUGCCUCGGGAGGAGACUCGAACAGUGGAAGAAAACAAUAUGCCCGACAAUAUGCCUUGGCCUUUGGGAUGCCUCAUGGAAAGCUGGAGGAUAUUACUUUUGGAACCAGGGACUUGGAAGGUGUAUCACUUCUACAUGAUGACGCCUUGGUCAUCUCAGCGAUUGUGGCCAAUUUUGAAGUAAAGAGAAUCUUGGUUGACAACGGGAGUGCGGCCAAUAUACUUUCACAAGAGGCUUUUGCCAAUAUGGGAAUCUCAUCUCAGCAGCUCAAAGCGGUUAAAACUCCUCUCCAGGGAUUUGGAGGAGGAGUUAUCACUCUAGAGGGUGUCGUCGAGCUUCCUCUAACUUUGGGUUCUGACCAGAAACAGAUUACAGAGAUGACAACCUUUCAAGUGGUACGUGUCUCAAUGGCCUAUAACGCUAUUCUGGGAAGACCACUCCUGAAUAAGAUCAAAGCCAUUGUGUCUACCUUCCACCUAGCCAUGAAGUUUCCAACAAGUAAUGGCGUUGGGAUCGUGCGUGGAGACCAAACAGCUGCCAGAUAA
Olea europaea var. sylvestris is the source of this 774-nucleotide messenger RNA. RefSeq lists its product as uncharacterized. The transcript is spliced from 2 exons. Lineage: Eukaryota; Viridiplantae; Streptophyta; Magnoliopsida; Lamiales; Oleaceae. Bases 1 to 774 code for a protein of 257 amino acids. The record is from RefSeq and is a predicted model, not a curated record.